Messenger RNA from Lynx canadensis (Canada lynx), 5749 nucleotides. RefSeq names its product zinc finger and BTB domain containing 10 (gene ZBTB10). Gene Ontology annotation, biological process: regulation of transcription by RNA polymerase II. Bases 9 to 2621 code for a protein of 870 amino acids. The transcript is spliced from 6 exons. The record is from RefSeq and is a predicted model, not a curated record. Gene Ontology annotation, molecular function: RNA polymerase II cis-regulatory region sequence-specific DNA binding; protein binding; DNA-binding transcription factor activity, RNA polymerase II-specific. Lineage: Eukaryota; Metazoa; Chordata; Mammalia; Carnivora; Felidae.
CGCGCGCCAUGUCGUUCAGUGAAAUGAACCGCAGGACGCUGGCGUUCCGAGGAGGCGGGUUGGUCACCGCCAGCGGCGGCAGCGGCAGUUCCACGAACAAUAACGCUGGCGGGGAGGCCUCGGCUUGGCCUCAGCAGCCCCAGCCAAGACAACCCCAGCCGCUAGCGCCUCAGCAGCUCAAUGGGCGGGGGGCCGACGAGGAAGUGGAAUUGGAGGGCCUGGAGCCCCAAGACCUGGAGGCCUCCGCUGGGGCGGCCGCCGCCGCCGAGGAAACCAAGGAGUUGCUGCUCCCCCAAGACGCGGGCGGCCCCACCUCGCUGGGCGGCGGUGGCGCGGGGGGCCCCCUGCUAGCGGAAAGGAACCGUCGGACUCUGGCCUUCCGAGGAGGAGGCGGCGGCGGGGGUCUCGGCAACAAUGGCAGUAGCCGCGGCCGCCCCGAGACCUCGGCGUGGCCCCUGAGGCAUUUCAAUGGGCGAGGGCCAGCGGCUGUGGAUCUGGAGCUGGACGCGCUGGAGGGGAAGGAGUUGAUGCAGGACGGCGCGUCCCUGAGCGACAGCACCGAGGACGAGGAGGAGGGGGCGAGCCUGGGCGACGGCAGCGGGGCGGAAGGCGGCAGCUGCAGCAGCAGCAGGCGGUCGGGCGGAGAUGGCGGGGACGAAGUGGAGGGCAGCGGUGUGGGAGCUGGCGAAGGAGAGACUGUCCAGCACUUCCCGCUCGCGCGGCCCAAGUCCCUAAUGCAGAAGCUACAGUGCUCCUUCCAGACCUCUUGGCUCAAAGAUUUUCCCUGGCUGCGGUAUUCCAAGGAUACUGGCCUUAUGUCUUGCGGCUGGUGCCAAAAGACCCCUGAGGAUGGGGGAAGCGGGGACCUUCCUCAAGUGGGGCACGAUGAGCUUUCGCGAGGGACCCGAAACUACAAGAAAACCCUUCUUCUGAGACAUCACGUCUCUACCGAGCACAAACUCCACGAAGCCAACGCCCAGGAGUCAGAAAUACCAUCAGAGGAGGGGUACUGUGACUUUAAUAGUAGGCCAAAUGAGAACUCUUAUUGCUAUCAACUUCUUCGACAACUAAAUGAACAAAGAAAGAAAGGUAUUCUUUGCGAUGUCAGCAUCGUGGUGAGCGGAAAAAUCUUUAAAGCCCAUAAGAACAUCCUGGUUGCAGGCAGCCGUUUCUUUAAGACUUUAUAUUGCUUUUCAAACAAAGAAAGCCCUAACCAAAACAAUACUACCCAUUUAGAUAUUGCUGCAGUUCAAGGUUUUUCAGUCAUCUUGGACUUCUUGUAUUCUGGUAACCUGGUGCUCACAAGCCAAAAUGCCAUUGAAGUGAUGACAGUGGCCAGCUAUCUUCAAAUGAGUGAAGUUGUUCAAACCUGCCGAAAUUUCAUUAAAGAUGCCUUAAAUAUAAGCAUUAAAUCAGAAGCUCCAGAGUCUGUUGUCGUGGACUAUAAUAAUAGAAAACCAGUUAAUAGAGAUGGUCUAUCUUCAUCACGGGAUCAAAAAAUUGCCAGUUUUUGGGCGACACGGAAUCUUACCAAUUUGGCAAGUAAUGUAAAAAUUGAAAAUGAUGGUUGUAACGUCGACGAGGGCCAAAUAGAAAACUACCAGAUGAAUGACAGUAGUUGGGUUCAGGAUGGUUCACCUGAAUUGGCUGAAAAUGAAUCUCAAGGUCAAACAAAAGUGUUUAUUUGGAAUAAUAUGGGCUCCCAGGGAAUUCAAGAGACUGGCAAAACAAGGAGGAAAAACCAAACUACAAAGAGAUUUAUUUAUAAUAUACCACCUAAUGAAACAAAUUUAGAAGAUUGCUCAGUGAUGCAGCCACCUGUUGCCUAUCCAGAGGAAGAUUUAUCAUUCAUCAAGGAAGAACCAGACCUGGAUGGUGCUCUACUCUCAGGGCCAGAUUGUGAUAGGAAUGUGAAUACAAAUUUAUUGGCUGAAGCCAGCUCCAAUCAGGAUGGAGGUGAUGCUGGUACUUCACAUGAUUUCAAGUAUGGCCUGAUGCCUGGCCCUUCAAGUGAUUUCAAGUAUGGAUUGCUACCAGGUACUUCAAAUGAUUUCAAGUAUGGAUUGAUACCAGGUGCUUCAAAUGAUUUCAAGUAUGGAUUAUUGCCUGAAUCUUGGCCAAAACAAGAAACUUGGGAAAAUGGUGAAUCAUCUCUAAUCAUGAACAAGUUAAAAUGCCCUCAUUGUAGCUAUGUAGCCAAAUACAGACGAACACUAAAAAGGCAUUUGCUCAUUCAUACGGGAGUCAGAUCAUUUAGCUGUGACAUUUGUGGAAAACUGUUUACUCGCAGAGAACAUGUGAAAAGACAUUCCCUGGUGCAUAAAAAGGAUAAAAAAUACAAAUGUAUGGUGUGUAAGAAGAUCUUCAUGUUAGCAGCCAGUGUUGGAAUAAGACAUGGAUCUCGACGCUAUGGCGUUUGUGUAGACUGUGCAGAUAAAUCACAACCAGGAGGGCAAGAAGGUGUAGAUCAGGGACAGGAUACAGAUUUCCCUCGGGAUGAAGAAUAUGAGGAAAAUGAAGUAGGAGAAGCUGACGAAGAGCUGGUUGAUGAUGGAGAAGAUCAGAAUGAUCCAUCUCGAUGGGAUGAAUCAGGAGAUGUUUGUAUGUCUCUAGAUGAUUAACUGACCUAUACUCCUCAAGGAUGCUGCAUUUGGACAUAAUAUGAAUCGACAAUUUGAAUUGUUGAACUGAAGGCUUGCAAAAUAUGGUACAUGCUGGAUGGUAGUUAUGUUGCUGUGAAAACUGUAGGGUCAAAAAGCCUUAUAGCAAAAAAAAAUUUUUUUUUUAUAUUUGCACAGGACUGUACAGCAAACAACCUUGUGGUUGGAUUACAUGGAGUCCCAUCUUCAGUCAGUUAUCAAAAAUAUUUUUUAUUUAUAGGAUAUACAGUAACUAUUUGGGUCCUAUGAAUAUAUAGUACGUGUCCUUAAAGAGCUUACAUUCAUGUGCCACUUUAACAUGAAUGAAGAAAACCCAUUUAUGAGACUACAGUGACAGCUGACCCAAUUCUCUGUCCAUCAAACCACUCAGGCUAGUUUGUACUAGUAGAGUUUUGUUUCUAUUUUUAUUUUUAUUAAUUUUAUUUUUUUUAAUACAGAUUUUCAGUGAGGGGCCUUUUCAGCCCCAUGGGUUCUACCUUUCUGUAUUUUUCCAUUUUAAUUUGCUUCAUAACUUAAACCAAGUCUCUUCUAGUCUUAGGUAUUAUUUCUCAAUUUUGUGCUGAUGGGCAUGUUUAUAAGAACUGGAGAGGUAAUUUAUUGGAAUGAACUAACUGACUUCCUCCAUUCCCCCUUUCCUUUUUGACAUGAAUUUUACUACUUUACAAAUGAAGAAAUGAUGUUGCAAAGUUAACAUGGCGAAGUUGACAAAUACCACUAAAAUGAUUAUGAUCUAGAAGUAACUUUCUCCUGCUGCUGUAAUCGAUAAAUGGUUACUAUAUGACGUUUUCUGACAUGGUAUUCGGUUUUGGGUAUCUGUUACUUUGGCACUAUUCUGGUUUGCCUCUUUUUAUUUUUGCCAGUGUACUAUACCUCAGUCCUAUAUGAAAAGACAGAAAUCUAAUCGAAAGAAAAGUCAUCAUAGAAACAAUAAGGAAAAUGAUUUGUUUCCUAAUUUGACCUCCAUGUCCAGUUUGGUUAGCUUGUUAUGCAAUAUAAGUGAAAUAUCAGGUUUUUAUUCCUGUGCCCUUUUUAUCAUUAAAAAUAACACAAAAAGUGCAUUCUCUUUUGUUUGAUACUUACUGGGAUAUUGAACGUUUUGAAAUUAUGAUAGAUCAUUAUUUUUUCAAUUCCUCAAAGUUACUACAUCUUCACAUAUAGUCUUUCUGGUAGUCACCAUGAUUCAACAAUCUGCAAAAAUCUUACAAAUAAGAUAUUGAGAGGCUUUACAAUUAUUCUGUUAACUAAAUUCUUCAGGGUACAAGGGGUGAUGUAUUAAGUUGAAAUUGUCAGAUUUAUUUAGCCUAAUGACAGAUGAAUUAGCUGAUUGUUAAACUCACAGCAGCAUUUCACAUAAUUAAUAUUAACAUGCAUGACAUUUAUCAGGAACAUAUUGUAUAUUAUAUAAGAUUGAGGGAUAUCAUAUUUUCAGCUUUCUUUUAAAUAGAAAUUGAGUAUAUUUUCCUAUUUUAUAUCAGGUCACUAAAUUAUGCUAUUUGUGUGGAAAAAAUUGCAAAGUAUACUUUGACAGACAUAAUCCUUUUGGUGCUCCAUCUGAUCAAAGUUGAAAAGCUGAUAGGUUUUUUAAGAGACAAGCUUUCUCAUUGUCUCCGACUUCAGUACUAUAAUGGUUUAAUGUUAGACAUUGAUGUUUUUGCUUGGAUAAAUCAAAGAUAUAAAAUACAGUUACAUGGUUAGAUACAUCUUUUGUCAUCUAAACUUUAUUGUAGUUUCUACAUAAUUGUAAAACUGACAUGAAUAGUUUGGUUUGAUUUUUGUUUAAGACUGAAGAGUACAUCUUAUUCUCAGUGUUCUAGACAAAUGAGUAUAAUGUAAUUCUGGUGGGGUCCAAAGUAGACGUUAGUUGGGCAAAGAUACUAUGAAUGAAAAAGUAUUUUAAACGUAAAAUGUUCUGCUUUGUGAAUAUGUAAGUAUAGUAUAAAGAUUUCUUUCAUCCCAUUAUCCCCCUCCUUUAAAAUAAACCAUAGUUUACAAUUGGUAGAUCUGUCUAUAUAUAAAUAUAUAUUAAAGAGAAAAGAUAUAUAUCUGAAAAUCACCUAAAUCUGCUUUAUUAGACUACAGUUCACUUAUUGCAUAGAAACUGGACUUGGCUUUACAUUCUUAAUGUACUUUUACUUUUCCUCAAGAUAUGAACUUACUCUCUUUAAACUGAAUUUUCUUUUACUACUUAAAUCAUUUAUGUAUAUCUGGUAAAUUAUGACCAAAUUUUUGUUAGAUUGCAUACAGUAAAUUGAAAUACACACUUGGUACACUACGGGAUUGUUGUGCUUUUGUUUUGGUUUUAGUUGGAAACAAGGUUUGAUGUAGAUGGCUUGUUACUGUUAAUUUAAAAUAUUCUAUAAUUGUCCAUUACUUUUUAUGUUGUGUUGUGACAGAUUUGGCUAUAUUUUUAGUCAACUGAAAUAUGAUACUUUAAAAGUUUGUUUUUAGAAAGGUAAUCCAAAGGAAUAAUGUUUAUACUCUUGAAUAUAUUAGCCUCAGCCUAUAUAAAAAUUUCUUCUUUAAAGUAAACAUUUUACCAGAAACAGAACUGACAGAUUUUUCUACUUGCUGACUGCCUAACUUAUUUUGUUUCAUGAUCUCGAGGGACUGCCUUUUCCCUUCUAGGUCUUUUUUUAAAAAUAGUUUUAGUACUAAGGUAUACUACUGGACUUUUUUUUUUUUUUUUAAAGUAUAUUCUUUUUCUGACUUACAGUACAAUUUCAGGAAGUUGAUAGAUAAUAAGAACUUAUGAUUGGUCUCAAGGUGACAAUGAAAUACUCAUAAUUUUGUCUGUGGAGCCCUGGCAGAAUUAUGUGUUAUACAUUUGCUGAAUUUUUCUCUUGUAACUUAUAUUUUAAAUGAGAAGCAUAUUUUAGAGCUUGUAAUUUUAAUGAAGAGGAAGAAUAUAAACUUUCUUUCCUAUUUGCUCUAGUAACAGACCCUCUCAUAUAAGUCAAGAUCAUGUAUUAUUUCUUAGAAUUCUCAGAGACAGUUACUUCCAUAUGGUCCCUGCAUUGUUGUUAUUGGCCCUCAUUAUUCAUAUUCACUAGAUGUUUUGCUAAAUUUUAGCACCCUAGCAAUUAAGAGCU